GUUUGCACCAUUCGAGUGAAUUGCAACCAACAGAUUUCAGAAGAAGAAACCCGGAGGUCCUAUCGAUAUUUACAAAUUGAAGAAGGAGCGCUCUUGACGGACAUUUGGGUUGGCGAUGGACACAGUUGAUGGUGGUGCCGGUGAAGACACAGGUGAAGCCGAGACCAUUAGUGCGCAGAGCCUGUAUGCGACCCUCGGCCUGUCAUCAGAGGAUGUGGAUGCACUUGCUCAGAUUCCAGAAAGUGAAAUCAGCGUGGAGACCCUCCCUUAUCUAAUCAUGCAGCUCAAAGCGAAGAGAGCCAAUAAAGAGUCAGCUUCCGCAGACACCGACUACAGAGACAAGUCCAGGAUUUCCCAGGACAAGCUGAGCACACCCGAGAGAUGCGCCGGCGACAGACGCAGAAGCCCCUUGUCUUCCAGCUCCGCGCGGCGCUCCCGGAGCCACGGCAGCCAUGAGCAUGAGCAUCACGGGAAAGGGGAAGGGCAUAGGAAGGUUGAGAGGUACACAGGAGGAAGAAGGGACCUUGGUUACAGGAAGUCAUCCCGAGAAAAACAAAGUGGGGAUCACGUGGCUGUGGAGACGGAGCCGGACGUCAACCCAACGGUUUUUCCACACAAAUGCUCUCUUUGCAAGUGUGUGCUGAAUUCCAUAAAGACAUGGAGAGACCAUCUGUCAGGUGUUCGCCACAAAUUACGUGAAUCCGAACGAAGUUCUCGCUCUUUUCCACCCCCUAAAAGACCCUACAGCUCUGACCCCGUCAUAGGGGAUCAGUACAUGUCCACUUCAUCAGACCACCUCUACCCUCCUAAGCCCAAUACAAGAGUGGUAGUUGCUAAGUUUCCUAUGGGCGCUGUGGCCGUGGGGGAGCUUUUAGAGCUUGGGAAACCUUUCGGCACAAUUGUGAAACAUCUGGUGUUCCCAGCAAAGGGAUUUUUAGAGUUCGAGUCUCCCAAGGAGGCUCAGACUAUGGUCAGUCACUUCAAGCAGAAACCAGCAUUCAUAAAGGAGAACGCAGUGUUCCUCUACUUAUCACCAACAGUUGAAGGCAUUUAUACCCCACCCAAGUUUGAUGUGCCUUCACCAAAACGAACAAAGCGUUCGAAUGCACCUUCGGUGGUUUGUUUUUCACGUUUGCCCCCAGGGGAGGGCGUUGAGGCUGAGGUGCUGGAGCUCGCAGGCAUGUUUGGUGAGGUGUGGCAGUCAAAGUUCGCUGACUGUAAGGCCUUGAUAGAGAUGGUUGACUGGCGUGAUGCUGACAUCAUGGUGAAGUAUUACCACAGUAACCCUCUGAGGAUUCAGGGCAAAAGUAUCAAAGUGACCAUGUCGCACAUCUCUAGCCUGAGAGAAAACAGUCCUGAGCCUGUGACCAGAAAAUCUGACUCGAGCAAAUACAGCAGACAAAGAGAAGAGUCCACGUCUAGCAACAAGGACAAAAGCGACAGCUCAAACCAGGAAAACACAGAGAAAGACGACAAGCUGAUGGGAAAGGAAGACAAGGUACUCGAUGAUGAGGAGGGGAUUCAGCUGGAGGAUGAACCUGGGCUGCUUGACGAGGGGACGGAUGACACUGUGGUUAAAACUGAGGAGGAAGAAAAAAAGGAAGACGAGGAAAAGAUGGAAGAGGAAAAACCGAACGCCGCUGAGGAGGAGAAUAGAGAGCGAGGUUCAGAGCAGAAUCAAGAGGAAGAGGGUGAUUUGGAUGAUGCAGAAUUUCCAGAGAACAUAGAAGAUUUUGUUACAUUAGAUGAGCUGGACAACAAUGCAGGAGACUCUACUUUGCCAAAGGAUUGUAAAGUAGUGGUGGUGUGGCCCGUAAAAAAGACUCCUGACUUUAUGAAGGAUCUGUACAGUCUGUCUGCACCCUUUGGCAGUGUGGUGAAGCAUUCUUUAUCCACGUUCAAACAAGAGGCUAUGAUUGAGCUGGAAACAGCUGAAAAAGCCCAGGAAAUGGUGCAGUUCUACAGCGAUCACAAGGCGACGAUAUGCGGCAGGCCGGUGUCUGUUUCCAUGUGCCUUACCAUGAAAACAAUAGAGAGCCCUAGCGGGAGGUCCGUUUUCAUCAGCUGUCUUCCCAACCAGCGGUACCGGCGACAGAAAUACACACACAAAUCCCUCUUCAAACUGACAAAGCCUUUUGGAAGAGUGACUGGCUACUCUCUGCACAGGUAUCAAGGAACGUGUUACAUGCAACUGGAAAGUACGAAGGCGGCUGAAAGGAUGGUUGCGCUGUACACUCGGCGGCCUUGCAAAUUUUGGGGGUCGGUGCUGAAGGUAGCCAUGUGCAGGAAAGGGGACUCACUGAUUAGAUGGAGACACCCUGACAGCGCAGAGGAGAGAGAGAUAAAAAAGGAAAUAAAAGAAAUUAAACCAAGCACUGAAAGGACAGAAAAUGAGCAGAACCAGCACAGUUCUUUACCGAAUUGUGAAGGUGUUGGUGGGGAUCCGGUUUGUGAAAGUAAAGGUUCGGAGGAGGAUAAUCAGCUGGACAAAACCCCUCUGAACCCUUAUCAGCCAGACCAAACUGUGGGUGUGAACUACGUCAUCCCAGUAACUGGUUUCUUCUGCAAGCUGUGUAACAUAUUCUACACUGAUGAGAACAGAGCAAAAUCAGAGCACUGCCGCAGCCUUGAACACUACAACAACCUUAAGCUUAAACAUGCUGAAGUGGUGGAAGAGACAGAUGGACACCCAGAUGGCUGAGUGAAAGAACACAAAGGAGACAAAGACAUUGUACUUUUGAUUCAUUGUUUUUUUAUUUGUUUUCAUUCCAGUUAGUUUCCAUACUCUUUCUGUUCAAAUGUUUUGUUUUUCAAAGCGUUACAAGAGUAAGCGUGUGCGUGUGUGUGAGAAUCAGAUGCGUGUGGACAAAAUUGUGAAGCCAUUAUAAUGGUUUGGAUGUUUAACAGUAAGCAGAACGAACAUGUAUAUCAGCUGAAGGAGAGUGUUACGCUAAGCUCUUGAAAUAAACUCCAGUUUGUUUACUGUCA
Messenger RNA from Labeo rohita (rohu), 2988 nucleotides. RefSeq lists its product as uncharacterized. NCBI's taxonomy places the organism in Eukaryota, Metazoa, Chordata, Actinopteri, Cypriniformes, Cyprinidae. The transcript is spliced from 19 exons. Bases 116 to 2701 code for a protein of 861 amino acids. Gene Ontology annotation, molecular function: RNA binding; zinc ion binding. Gene Ontology annotation, cellular component: nucleus. The record is from RefSeq and is a predicted model, not a curated record.